AUGUCUGCCGAUUGGGAGACUCUUUCUUUGUCCCAGUUGUACCAAGAUUACACUCAGAAUCUUGUCUGGAGUCUCUUCCUAACCUCCACAGCUCUUCAUGCUAUUGUUCUAAUUGCCAGUCCAGUGUAAUAAAUUUGACUUUUCACUUCUAAAGUUCUGUUGUUAAUGAGAACUGUUCCUAUUUUAGACAAGCAGUCCAUAAAUGGUAUCGUCGGAAAAGCAGUGAUGGAGACACUGCACUACCGUAUAUCUGUGCGGUCGUUGGGUAUGAAUUGCAUCUCAACGAUCGUGAAAUUUAUAUUUAUUUCUUAAGGUCGACCUUGUGGUUACGGUACUCUGUUUUCAUUGGAGAUCUGAAGCUGAUUCUCCUUCAAACAUACGCUGUUCUUAUGCAGAUUGCAUUCGUUGGGCUUCUAAUACAUUAUCGAACCAAGAAGGUACAAAUUAUAAGUUUUAAUGACAUCAUGCUGUAUACAACAGAAUACAAUUUUAGAUGCGGUUAACUCGAGGUAUUCUGGUGAUUUCCCUGGUUAUGAUGCUCUUGUUCAUGUAUGCGUCCUCAAUUACACACGAAGAAGGGAAACAAUUAAUAGGGAUAUGUGCCUCAGGCGCUCAAAUCGCUGGUUCUUUUGUUUGCCCUUAUUUGGUGGUACGUAUUUUUUAUCGAGACUUUAUUUAUCUAGUAUCGUGCUGUCAAGACCAAAGUAAUAGACUUCGUUCCACUGGCCCCAGUUGCCUUUACCUGGAUCAUGGAGCUGCAUGCGAUCGUUUAUUCCAUCGGGAUCAAUGAUUUCUAUCUGUUGGUAAGACUUGCAAUUGCAUUUUCGAGGUUACUGUAACAACUAAUUCCUUUAGCUAGCCAAUGGAGUUUUCUGCUGCAUGGACGGAUCCCUUCUGGCAAUGUUCUUCAUCUACCCCACUGAACGAAAAGAAUCCAAAAAGAAUUCCAAAUUAAUGGAUUUAUAA
Messenger RNA from Bursaphelenchus xylophilus (pine wood nematode), 966 nucleotides. NCBI's taxonomy places the organism in Eukaryota, Metazoa, Nematoda, Chromadorea, Rhabditida, Aphelenchoididae. The record is from the annotation of a GenBank genome assembly.